AUGGGAGAAGAGACUCUUAGAAUUGCUGGGCGCCGCUCCAAGCUGGCGGUCAUCCAGUCAGAAUCUGUUAAGGAAAUCGUGCAGCGCGAGUUUCCAAACUACACCUGCACGGUUCUGGCGAAGCAGACGCUGGGCGAUCAAGUGCAAUCCAAGCCGCUGUAUGCUUUUGGCGGUAAGGCACUAUGGACCAAGGAGCUGGAGGACCUCCUGUACGAGGAAGACCUUGACCAGCGCAUAGAUAUGAUUGUACACUCACUGAAGGACAUGCCCACACAGCUGCCGGAGGGCUUUGAACUGGGCGCCAUCACAAAACGUGUGGACCCCAGCGACUGUCUCGUAAUGGCUGCCGGGAGCCCCUACAAGACCCUUGGCGACCUGCCGAACGGAUCUGUUGUCGGCACGUCCAGCAUCCGCAGAUCAGCACAGUUGAGGCGGAGAUACCCUCAUCUUGUGUUUGCAAGCGUCCGCGGAAACAUCCAGACCAGGCUGAAAAAGCUGGACGACCCAGAAAAUGAGUGUAAGUGCAUUAUUCUCGCCACGGCAGGCCUGGUUCGACUGGGCCUGGAGUCCCGUAUAACACAGCGCUUUGACAGCACUAUCAUGUUGCAUGCAGUGGGCCAGGGUGCGCUGGGCAUCGAAACGCGGACCGGAGACGAGCGCUUGCAGGCUAUCCUUGCCAAAGUUGCGGACAGAAACAGCACGAUCUGCUGCCUUGCAGAACGCUCCCUGAUGCGCACACUGGAAGGCGGCUGCUCCGUUCCGAUCGGCGUCUACUCCACGUUCGAUGAGGAGACGUCGAUGUUGACAUUGGACGGUCUUGUGGUAUCUGUAGAUGGCGCGGACGCUGCCGAGGCAACUGUUUCGUACAAGAUCAAAAGCGACAAGGAGGAUGCCAUCGCGUGCGGUCAGCUUUUGGCCGCAAAGCUCCUUGAAGCCGGUGCCAAGAAGAUCCUUGAUGCCAUUCACUUGCCCGAAGCCUAA
Eremothecium gossypii ATCC 10895 is the source of this 981-nucleotide messenger RNA. RefSeq names its product hydroxymethylbilane synthase (gene HEM3). NCBI's taxonomy places the organism in Eukaryota, Fungi, Ascomycota, Saccharomycetes, Saccharomycetales, Saccharomycetaceae. Bases 1 to 981 code for a protein of 326 amino acids. The record is from RefSeq and is marked provisional. Gene Ontology annotation, molecular function: hydroxymethylbilane synthase activity. The transcript has a single exon. Gene Ontology annotation, biological process: heme biosynthetic process. Gene Ontology annotation, cellular component: cytoplasm.